AUGAGUACUGCCUCAUAUUUACCCCAAGAAGAAUUUGAGCAAACAAAUAUUUAUCAGUAUGAUGAAGUACCAGAAAAUAAGUCAUGGGCAUCUUCCUUACCUAUAGCUAAAGGUUUAUAUAACCCAGACCUCGAAAAAGACGCUUGUGGUGUUGGUUUCACUUGUCAUUUGAAAGGUCAUCCAUCCCACAAGAUUGUGUCUGAUGCUAAAAGCUUACUAUGCAAUAUGACUCACAGAGGUGGUGAGUUGAACCCAAAAGAUGGUGAUGGUGCAGGUUUAUUAAGUUCAAUUCCUCAUAAAUUUCUUCAACGAGAGUUUCAAUACCACUGUAACAUAACUUUGCCCAAGAAGGGCCAGUACGGUGUGGGUAACUUAUUUUUUAAAAGAGACGAUGUUGUUUUUGUUAAAUCGAAAAAGACUUUUGAAAACAUUGCCGAGUCCUUGGAUUUAAAGGUGCUUGGGUGGAGAAAAGUGCCCCAUGAUUCAUCUAUAUUAGGUCCAGCGGCUUUAUCUAGAGAACCCUAUAUCUUGCAGCCGGCGGUUGUGUUGAAGGAAACUUUGAAUCAAGAUAUAUCAGAAGAAGAAUUUGCAUCUAAAUAUCAACAAAAUUUUGAAAAAAGAUUAUUUAUUUUGAGAAAGCAAUCGUCGCAUACAAUUGGUUUACAUAACUGGUUUUACAUUUGUUCGCUUUCUUCAAAGUCUAUUGUUUAUAAGGGCCAAUUGGCUCCAAAUCAAGUUUAUGCUUAUUAUCACGACUUGGUCAAUGCCGAGUAUGAGUCACAUUUUGCUUUGGUCCAUUCAAGAUUUUCAACAAAUACUUUCCCUUCAUGGGAUAGAGCACAACCUUUGAGGUUAGCAGCUCAUAAUGGUGAAAUCAAUACGUUGAGAGGUAACAAAAAUUGGAUGCGAGCAAAAGAAGGUGUUAUGAAAUCAAAGUUGUUUGGAGAUGAGAUGGAUAAAUUAUUUCCAGUUAUAGAGGAAGGCGGAUCUGACUCUGCUGCAUUUGAUAAUGUUUUGGAGUUGUUGGUUGUUAACGGAGUGGUUUCCUUACCAGAAGCCGUUAUGAUGAUGAUUCCCGAAGCCUGGCAGAAUGAUGAACACAUUGACCCAAAAAAGAAGGCUUUUUACGAAUGGGCGGCUUGCUUGAUGGAACCAUGGGAUGGACCUGCUUUAUUCACUUUUGCCGAUGAUAGGUACUGUGGUGCCAACUUGGACCGUAACGGUUUAAGACCAUGUAGAUACUAUGUCACUGAUGACGAAAGAAUAAUUUGUGCAUCUGAAGUUGGUGUCAUUGAGAUUGCUCCUGAAAAAGUGUUGCAAAAGGGUAGAUUGCAACCAGGUAGAAUGUUAUUGGUUGACACUAAGGAGGGAAGAAUUGUAGAUGACAAAGAGUUGAAGAGCAAGGUCUCUUCAAGAUUUGAUUUCAAAAGUUGGGUAUUGGCCAAUAUGAUCACCUUGGAAGAUUUAACUGGAAAAUUAUUAACAAGAAAUGUUGACUUAAACUCUGCACCAGUUGACAAGGCUUUGACCAUCCAAACUGACCCAAGAUUAGUAGCAUCGGGUUAUUCUCAUGAACAGGUUUUGUUUGUUUUGGCACCAAUGGCCGAGGGUAAUGAAGCUUUGGGUUCUAUGGGUAACGAUAAUGCAUUGGCUUGUAUUUCGGAGCAACCAAAACUAUUAUACGAAUAUUUUCGUCAAUUGUUUGCCCAGGUCACUAAUCCACCAAUAGAUCCAAUUAGAGAAAAGAUUGUUAUGUCAUUGGAAUGUUACGUUGGGCCCCAAGGUAAUCUCUUGGAGAUGAAACCAGAUCAACUAAAUAGACUUCUUUUAAAGUCGCCAAUUUUGACCAAUUCGGAGCUCUUGGCUAUCAAAAAUAUGGAAAAGGUUUACCCAAAAUGGUCGGUUACAACUAUUGACAUUACUUUUGAAAAAAGCCAAGGUAUUCAAGGAUACAUAAAUACCAUUGAUAGAAUAUGCCAAGCAGCGUCAAAAGCAAUUGCCGAUGAUAAUCAAGUGAUUAUCUUGAGUGAUGUGGAAACAUGUGCCGAUAGAUUGCCCAUCUCUGCUUUGAUUGCAAUAGGUGCUGUUCAUCACCAUCUCGUUAGACAAAAGCAACGUUCUAAGGUUGCCUUGAUUAUUGAAACCCAAGAAGCCAAGGAGGUCCACCACGCUUGUUGUUUAGUUGGAUAUGGUGCAGAUGGUAUCAAUCCAUACUUGGCAAUGGAGACUUUGGUUAGAAUGCAACGCCAAGGAUUGUUGAAAGAUGAAACAUUAACUGAAGAGGCUGUUAUUAAAAAUUAUCAAAAAUCAAUUGAUGCAGGUAUAUUGAAAGUCAUGUCCAAGAUGGGUAUUUCAACAUUGGCUUCUUAUAAAGGUGCUCAAAUUUUCGAGGCACUUGGUAUUGAUAAUUCUGUUAUUGACAGAUGCUUUGCAGGUACUGCAUCAAGAAUUAAAGGUGUCACUUUUGAAUAUAUUGCACAAGAUGCAUUCACCUUGCACGAAAGAGGAUAUCCAUCGAGAGAAUGCAUUAAGCCUAUUGGUUUGCCCGAAACCGGUGAGUACCACUGGAGGGAUGGUGGUGAUGCUCAUAUCAAUGAUCCUGCAGCAAUUGCAUCAUUACAAGAUGCAGUUCGUAAUAAAAAUGAAAGAGCUUUUGAUGCUUAUUGUAAAAAGGAAAACGAAGCAGUGAAAAAUUGUACUUUACGUGGUUUAUUGGACUUUGAUUUUGAAUCCUCGGCUGCCGUUCCAAUUGAACAAGUUGAGCCAUGGACGGAAAUUGUUCGCCGAUUCUUUACCGGUGCUAUGUCGUACGGUUCCAUUUCAAUGGAAUCACACUCCACUUUGGCUGUAGCUAUGAAUAGAUUGGGAGGUAAAUCGAACACUGGUGAAGGUGGUGAAGAUGCAGCUAGAUCUCAAGUUAGUGAAAAUGGCGAUACCAUGAGGUCAGCUAUUAAACAAGUUGCCUCUGGUAGAUUUGGAGUCACUUCAUUUUAUUUGGCAGAUGCUGAUGAAUUGCAAAUAAAAAUGGCGCAAGGUGCAAAACCCGGAGAAGGUGGUGAAUUGCCUGGUAAUAAAGUCUCAGCUGAAAUUGGUAAAACAAGACAUUCUACUCCAGGUGUUGGUUUAAUAUCCCCACCUCCACAUCAUGAUAUUUAUUCGAUUGAGGAUUUAAAGCAGUUAUUGUAUGAUUUGAAAUGUUCGAAUCCUAGGGCACGUACUUCUGUCAAGUUGGUCUCCGAAGUUGGUGUUGGUAUUGUUGCCGCUGGUGUUGCAAAAGCAGGGUCAGAAAAUAUUUUAGUUUCUGGAGGUGAUGGUGGUACUGGUGCCGCUAAAUUGACCUCGAUUAAAUAUGCAGGUUUACCAUGGGAAUUGGGAUUAGCUGAGUCUCAUCAAACGUUGGUUUUGAAUGAUUUAAGAGGAAGAGUUAUUUUACAAACAGACGGACAAUUGAGAACAGGAAGAGAUAUUGCUAUUGCUUGUUUGUUGGGAGCUGAGGAAUGGGGAUUUGCCACCACUCCAUUGAUUGCCAUGGGAUGUAUUUACAUGAGAAAAUGUCAUACUGGUGCUUGUCCAGUUGGUAUUGCUACUCAAGAUCCCGAUUUGAGAAAGAAAUUCGAAGGAACCCCUGAGCAUGUGAUUAAUUUCUUUUACUACAUGGCCAAUGAUUUAAGACUGUUUAUGGCAAAAUUGGGUUUUAGAACAGUCGCAGAGAUGGUGGGAAGAACUGAAAAGUUAAAAGUUCGGGAAGACUUUAGAAAUACUAAGAAUGCAAACAUUGAUUUGUCGCCUAUUCUUACACCAGCACAUACUAUAAGACCAGGUGUUGCAACCCAUUGUGUUAGAAAACAGGAUCAUAGAUUACACGUUAGAGUCGAUAACAAAUUGAUUGAUGAAUCUGAAUUAACCUUGGCUAAGGGAUUACCUGUGACAAUUGAUUGCGACGUUGUAAAUACCGAUCGUUCAUUGGGUACAACUUUAUCAUACCGAGUUUCCAAGACUUUUGGUGAAAAAGGUUUGCCUCAUGACACUAUUCACGUGAACAUAACUGGGUCUGCUGGACAAUCUUUCGGUGCAUUCUUGGCGUCUGGUGUAACAUUGGAAUUGGAAGGUGAUGCCAACGAUUACAUUGGUAAAGGUUUGUCAGGAGGUAGAAUAAUUGCUUAUCCACCUAAGGAGUCCAAGUUUAAAGCUGAAGAUCAAAUUAUUGCUGGUAAUACUGCAUUCUUUGGAGCUACAUCUGGGUCGGCUUUCAUUAGAGGUAUUGCCGCAGAGAGGUUUGCUGUUCGAAACUCGGGAGCCAUUAUUGUUGUUGAAGGUACUGGUGAUCAUGGUUGUGAGUAUAUGUCGGGUGGUAGAGUUGUUAUUCUUGGAGCUACUGGUCGUAAUUUUGCCUCUGGUAUGUGUGGAGGUAUUGCUUAUGUUUUAGAUAUGGCCCAAGACUUUGCCGAUAAAGUUAACAAGACCAACGUGGAAUUGUCGCUGGUUACCGAAACUGAAGAAAUUGCGUUUUUGAGAAAUUUGAUUGAGGAUCAUCGCCAUUACACGGGUUCAGAAGUUGCAGAUAGAAUAUUGAAUGAUUUCAAUAGAUACUUGCCUAGAUUUGUCAAAGUUUUGCCCUUUGAUUAUAAAAAGGUAUUGGAAAAGGAGAAAAAAAUGGCCGAGGAAGCAAAAAAGAAGGAAUUGAGUAAGUUUUUACAAUCAAUUAAGGAGGAUCCAGAAUCUGAUGUCACCAAUGGAGAGGCUUACAAGAUUAAAAAAGGUCAUGCUCAUCAGCACCAGCACCAGCACCAGCACCAGCAUCAGCACCAGCACCAUCAUCAUCAUCAUCAUCAUCAUCAUCAUCGUCAUGAUGAAAAAGAACCAAAGGUUGCAGAUGUGGAAGAUACAGUGUUUAAUACUGAAUUUGACAAGAAAGCACCAGUCAAGUUGGACAGAGUCAAAGGCUUCAUGAAGUACAAGCGUAGAAACGAAAAAUACCGUGACUCAAGUGAAAGGGUUAAAGAUUGGAAGGAGAUGACAUCGAGAUUGACCAAAGACGAAUUGCAUUAUGAAACUGCAAGAUGUAUGGACUGUGGUGUUCCUUUCUGUACUUCGGAUACAGGAUGUCCAAUCUCAAACAUUAUCCCUAAAUGGAACGAAUUGGUGUUCCACAAUAGAUGGUGGGAUGCAUUGCAAAGAUUGUCAAUGACCAAUAACUUUCCCGAGUUCACUGGUAGAAUCUGUCCGGCUCCAUGUCAGGGUGCUUGUGUAUUAGGUAUCAAUGAAGAUCCAGUGAAUAUCAAGUCUGUUGAAUGUGCAAUCAUUGACAAUGCGUUUGAGCAAGGAUGGAUCAAGCCCACGCCGCCACAACACAGAACUGGUAAAACAGUUGCCAUUAUUGGAUCAGGCCCUGCCGGUUUAGCAUGUGCCGACCAAUUGAACAAAGCUGGGCAUUCAGUAACUGUUUAUGAAAGAAGUGACAGACCAGGUGGUUUAUUGAUGUACGGUAUUCCAAAUAUGAAAUUAGACAAGGGUAUUGUUGAGAGAAGGACGAAUUUGUUAGCAGCUGAAGGAAUCAACUUUGUAUGUAAUACCACUGUUGGUGAAGACAUUCUGGUUGAAGAAUUGAAGUCCACUUUUGAUGCCGUUGUUUUUGCUGUUGGUUCAACGAUUCCUAGAGACUUGAAGAUUCCCGGUAGAGAAUUGAAAAACAUCAACUUUGCUAUGCAAUUGUUGCACAAGAACACCAAGGCACUUUUGGAGGAUCAUUUGGCUGAUAUCCGCCAACAGUUGGAAGGCAAACACGUUGUUGUUAUUGGGGGUGGUGAUACUGGUAACGAUUGUUUAGGUACUUCUACGCGUCACGGUGCCAAGUCUGUCACCAACUUUGAGUUGUUGCCACGUCCACCAUCUUCAAGGCCCAAGGACAACCCAUGGCCACAAUGGCCUAGAAUUUUUAGAGUUGAUUACGGCCAUACUGAAGUAUCUACUCAUUACGGUAACGAUCCAAGAGAGUACUCAAUCUUAUCGAAGGAAUUUAUUGGAGAUGACGAGGGAAAUGUUAAGGGCAUCAAAACUGUUAGAGUUGAAUGGAAACGUUCUGACCAAGGUGCAUGGCAGAUGGCUGAAGUUCCUGGAAGUGAAGAGUUUUUCCCCGCUGACGUAGUUUUAUUGUCUAUGGGUUUUAUUGGGCCUGAUGCCGACAAUUUGGAAGUGAAAAAGACAAAGAGAGGUACAAUUGCCACUGUUGAUCCAAAUGUUUAUAAAGUUGACCAGGAGUCUAAUUUAUUUGCUUCUGGUGAUUGUAGAAGAGGUCAGUCAUUGGUUGUAUGGGGAAUCCAAGAAGGUAGACAAUGUGCAAGAGAAGUUGAUGAGUUUUUAAUGGGAUCAACAAGAUUACCAGGUAACGGUUCAGUUGAACAAAGAAGUUACAAGUUGCUAGAAGAAUUGGCUGAGAAAGUAUAG
Lodderomyces oxycetoniae is the source of this 6444-nucleotide messenger RNA. It is a transcript of the gene GLT1, whose product is annotated as glutamate synthase (NADH). The coding region runs from base 1 to 6444 and encodes 2147 amino acids. Gene Ontology annotation, molecular function: FMN binding; iron-sulfur cluster binding; flavin adenine dinucleotide binding. The record is from RefSeq and is a predicted model, not a curated record. NCBI's taxonomy places the organism in Eukaryota, Fungi, Ascomycota, Pichiomycetes, Serinales, Debaryomycetaceae. The transcript has a single exon.